AUGACUGCCUCGCCGCUGACUGAGAAAGAACUCAGCCAAGACAAUCAGAGCAAGAGCGAACUCCAUGAGUUCACACGAGAUCAAGUUCGCAGUGACCCCAGCAGAUCAUACAGCCAUGGCAGCGAAGGAGGGUCUGCGAUAUCUAGAAUCCACAGCCAUCUGAGUCGAAGGCAAACUCAACCCAUUGAGUCCGACUCAGAAGACGAGGUCGACUGGCGCGCCGACCCAGUGUUGGGGUCCUCAACCCCAGUUGACCGAAGCCUGGGCCUGACAUGGAAGAAUUUGACGAUCACAGGAGCCGCCGCAGGUGGAACGAUCAACGAAAAUGUGUCCUCCCAGUUUUUCCCACCAUUCUUGAGGAAAACCAAGUUCGCGACCAUGUCAGAUAAAAAGAUCAUCCACAACAGCUCAGGUUGCGUGAAGCCAGGUGAGAUGAUGUUGGUCCUUGGACGUCCCGGCGCAGGUUGUACAUCGCUUUUGAAAGUACUAGGCAAUCGAACCAAGGGCUUCAAGGGGAUUGAGGGCCAGGUCAUGUAUGGAUCACUUAGUAGUGAACAAGCGACGCAAUACCGCGGUCAAAUUGUGAUGGACGAAGACGAGAGUACCUUUUUCCCAACGCUUACCGCUCAAGAAACGAUCGAUUUCGCUACGCGUCUCAAUAUGGCGCAUGAUACUCCGGAUGGCUUUAGCUCGCCAGAGCAGGCGCGACGCGCCACUGCAGAAUUUCUCUUCCGCAUGCUUAAUAUUUCUCAUACCAAAGACACCAAAGUUGGCAACGAAUACAUCCGCGGAGUAUCUGGAGGCGAGAGAAAGCGGAUUGGAAUCCUGGAGGCAAUAGCUGCUCAAGGUAGUAUAUAUCUCUGGGACAACUCCACAAGGGGACUGGAUGCAAGCACAGCACUAUUAUAUGUCAAAUCAAUCAGGAAGCUCACGGAUUUGUUUGGCCUCACGACGAUUGUCACUCUCUAUCAGGCUGGCAACGGCAUCUAUGACCUGUUCGACAAGAUUCUGGUGCUCGAAAAUGGUGAGCAGAUCUACUAUGGACCAAGGGAACCGGCGAGGCCAUUCUUCGAGGAUCUUGGCUUCAUUUGUGCCGACGGUGCCAACGUUGCAGACUUUUUGACAGCAGGAGUCACUGUGCCGACAGAGCGACGCAUUCGUUCUGGCUACGAGUCUCGAUUCCCGAAAACUGGUGCGGAGAUUCGCGAGCAGUAUGAAGACUCUGUCAUCAAGAAGAAUAUGGAUGCUGAACUAGACUAUCCGGAAACGGAGACAACAAAGGAACGUACGGCGAAUUUCACCAACAUGGUUCAGCGCAAGAAACACCCAGGCUUAUUGGCGAAACGAGCUCCUUAUACCGUCAAUUUCUGGUCCCAGCUGAAAGCAAGUAUUAUCCGUCAGGUUCAGAUUCUCAAAGGUAAUAAAACGGUUCUGUUCGUCAAGCAGGGCACGAACAUCAUUCAAGCACUAUCAGUUGGCGCACUGUUCUACAAUGCGCCAGACAAUUCAACAGGUACUUUCCUUCGCAACGGCGCUCUCUUUACAGCCAUUGUGUUCAAUGUCUUUCUGGCUCAAUCUGAGGUUACUGAUUCAUUCGUUGGUCGCUCUGUUCUGACCAAGCAUCGGAGUCUGGCAUAUCAUCACCCUGCAGCGUGGUGUUUGGCACAGAUCAUUACCGACAUCCCUAUCGUGCUCAUCCAAAUUACAGCUUUCUCUCUUCCGGUUUACUUUAUGGUGGGCCUAACCAAUGCCGCUGAUGCAUUCUUCAGAUUCUGGUUCAUCCUCAUCUCGGUGACAUUCUGCCUAACAGCUUUCUUCCGCGCUGUUGGCGCUGGUUUCAAAACAUUUAACGACGCAAGCAAGAUCUCUGGUGUUGCUGUCCUGGCGCUACUGUUGUACAGCGGAUUCAUGGUCCCCAAACCUGACAUGAAACCUUGGUUUGUCUGGAUCUAUUGGAUCGACCCAAUUGCAUAUACAUUGAAUGCAAUGCUUUCGAAUGAGAUGUACGGCAAAGUCAUCAACUGUGCAGGGCCAAAUCUGGUGCCCAACGGACCAGGAUAUAAUUCAGUAGAAAACCAAGCAUGUACAGGUGUCCUUGGCGCAACGCCUGGACAAGUCACUGUUUCCGGAGAGCAAUUUCUAUCAGCUCUCAGAUACGACCACUCACACCUGUGGAGAAAUGUCGGCAUCGUUUGGGUUUGGUGGGCAUUUUUCGUCUUCCUGACGAUUCUUGGUACCUCUGCGUGGCAAAGCGUCUCGUCGCAGAACGGAGUGCUCGCGGUUCCUCGAGAACUUGCAAAGAACGCGCGACUCCCCACGGAUGACGAAGAAUCACAAAACACUGGCUCUGCAUCAACACCUGGGAGCAGUUCAUCUGACGGCACUCUCGAUGCAAAGAAGAUCAAUGAACGACUGAAUGAGAACAAAGCUAUCUUUACAUGGAAGAACCUCAACUACACAGUUUCGACCCCAAGUGGCCCUCGGCAAUUGCUUGACGACAUUCAUGGAUGGGUCAAACCCGGUCAGCUAGGAGCUCUCAUGGGCUCUUCUGGUGCUGGUAAAACUACUCUCAUGGAUGUGCUUGCUCAACGGAAAACCGACGGGACAAUCCAUGGAGCGAUUCUAGUGGAUGGUGCACCGCUUCCGCUCAACUUCCAACGAUCCGCUGGUUACUGUGAACAGCUCGAUGUCCAUGAACCGCUUGCUACUGUGAGAGAAGCGCUGGAGUUCUCUGCACUCCUCCGGCAGCCGCGUUCUAUACCAAGAGAAGAGAAAUUGGCAUAUGUCGACGUUAUCAUUGAUCUACUCGAGAUGCACGAUAUUGAGAAUUGUCUAGUCGGCUACGUUGGCGGUGCAGGGCUUUCCGUCGAGCAGCGUAAACGUCUGACCAUUGGUGUUGAGCUUGUCGCUAAGCCUAGUAUUCUAACAUUCCUUGACGAACCUACGUCUGGUCUUGAUGGUCAGGCAGCUUACAACAUCAUUCGGUUCCUCAAAAAGCUGGCAGCCGCAGGCCAGGCUAUUCUCGUCACUAUUCAUCAGCCCAGUGCCCAACUCUUCUACGAGUUUGACACACUACUUCUUCUUGCUAAAGGCGGCCGAACAGUUUACUUUGGAGAAAUCGGAGACCAUGGUGCUACUUUGAAGGCGUACUUUGCCCGCCAUAAUGCACCCUGCCCACCUGGUAAAAACCCCGCCGAGCACAUGAUCGAUAUUGUCUCUACGAGGAAGAAGGAUUGGCACCAAGUAUGGCUCCAGUCGCCUGAAUAUGAUUCCAUGCUGUCCGAGCUUGACAGUAUGGUUAGCAGGACCAAAGAACACCAUCCCCAGACCAGUACUGACGAUGAGGAGUUUGCUACGAAUCUCUGGGUCCAGAUCAAGCUUGUUACCAUGCGGAUGACGAAAUCAAUCUACCGAAACCCUGAAUACGUCGACAAUAAAUUCGCAUUGCACAUCAUCACUGGUCUCUUCUCCGGAUUUACCUUCUGGCAGAUUGGUAAUAGUGUCAGCGAUCUCAACCUGCGCAUGUUCGCCAUUUUCCAGUUCAUCUUUGUUGCGCCAGGUGUCAUUAAUCAACUACAACCUCUGUUCAUCGAGAGACGUGACCUGUAUGACGUGCGAGAAAAGAAGUCAAGGAUGUACAGCUGGAAAGCCUUUGUGACAGGGCUGAUCAUCUCGGAAAUGCCUUACCUCGUCAUCUGCGCGGCGCUGUACUUCUUCACCUUCUACUACACGGCCGGCUUCUCAAGCGCAUCCAGCAAAGCGGCGCCAACUUUCUUAAUGAUGUUGCUCUACGAGUUCCUAUACACGGGCAUCGGGCAAUUCAUCGCCGCGUACGCGCCAAACGCCACCGCCGCCGCACUCGCCAACCCGGUCUUCACCUUCACUAUGGUUGGCUACUGCGGCGUCUUCGUCCCCUACGAGCAGAUCGUCGACGGCCUCCGCUACUGGCUCUACUGGAUCAACCCUUUCACCUACCUGAUGGGCGGCCUCCUCGUGUUCCCCAACUGGGACAUUGUCAUCGAGUGCAGCGAGAAAGAACUGGCCAUCUUUGACCCGCCCGCCAACCAGACCUGCGCCCAGUAUCUCGAGGACUACAUGACGACGCCCUUUGGCAUGGCCAGCAACCUGCUCAACCCGGACGCGCAGAAUGGCUGCCAAGUCUGUCAGUAUCAGUCUGGCAGCGACUGGCUGAGGUCGCUCAACACCAAGGAGUACUACUACGGCUGGCGAGAUAUCGGGAUCGUCGCGAUUUUCGUCUGCUCCAGUUACGCGCUGGUGUACUUGAUGAUGAAGUUGCGCACCAAGAAGAGCAAGAAGGCUGAGUAG
Exophiala mesophila is the source of this 4326-nucleotide messenger RNA. RefSeq lists its product as uncharacterized. Gene Ontology annotation, cellular component: membrane. Lineage: Eukaryota; Fungi; Ascomycota; Eurotiomycetes; Chaetothyriales; Herpotrichiellaceae. Gene Ontology annotation, biological process: transmembrane transport. Gene Ontology annotation, molecular function: ATP hydrolysis activity; ATP binding; ABC-type transporter activity. Bases 1 to 4326 code for a protein of 1441 amino acids. The transcript is spliced from 6 exons. The record is from RefSeq and is a predicted model, not a curated record.